Fukomys damarensis (Damara mole-rat) is the source of this 1663-nucleotide messenger RNA. RefSeq names its product gremlin 1, DAN family BMP antagonist (gene Grem1). Lineage: Eukaryota; Metazoa; Chordata; Mammalia; Rodentia; Bathyergidae. Gene Ontology annotation, biological process: animal organ morphogenesis. The transcript is spliced from 2 exons. The record is from RefSeq and is a predicted model, not a curated record. Gene Ontology annotation, molecular function: receptor ligand activity; BMP binding. The coding region runs from base 9 to 731 and encodes 240 amino acids.
ACUGCGCGAUGCCCGACACUCGGUGCGCCCUUCGCGGACCGGGCGACCCAGUGCGCUGCUGUAGCCUCUCCUUCAGUCCUGCGGACCCCGCGCCGAGCCGGAGCGGCUCUGGCCGCGGCCUCACGCAGCGCCCCGAGGCGAGAGCGCAGGCCCCGAAGACCCACCGCGCUGACAGUAUGAGCCGCACCGCCUACACUGUGGGAGCUUUGCUUCUCCUCUUGGGGACCCUGCUGCCGCCUGCUGAAGGGAAAAAGAAAGGGUCUCAAGGUGCCAUCCCGCCGCCGGACAAGGCCCAGCACAACGACUCGGAGCAGACUCAGUCACCGCAGCAGCCAGGCUCCAGGACCCGCGGGCGAGGCCAAGGGCGGGGCACAGCCAUGCCUGGCGAGGAGGUGCUGGAGUCCAGCCAGGAGGCCCUGCACGUGACUGAACGUAAGUACCUGAAGCGAGACUGGUGCAAGACCCAGCCGCUGAAGCAGACGAUCCACGAGGACGGCUGCAACAGCCGCACCAUUAUCAACCGCUUCUGCUAUGGCCAGUGCAACUCCUUCUACAUCCCCAGGCACAUCCGGAAGGAGGAGGGCUCCUUUCAGUCCUGUUCUUUCUGCAAGCCCAAGAAGUUCACUACCAUGAUGGUCACUCUCAACUGCCCCGAACUGCAGCCUCCCACCAAGAAGAAGAGAGUCACACGUGUGAAGCAGUGUCGUUGCAUAUCCAUCGAUUUGGAUUAAGUGAACACAUCCACCCUGUCCUGGGGACACAGCCCGGUGCAGCCUAGAGCCAGAUCCAAACACCCUGAUUCCCACUCUGCUUAAACCUAGAGGCCAGAAGAACCAGCAGCAUUCCUCCCGGCAGGAAUCUGCUGGUGCAUAGUGUGUGUGUGUGUAUGUGUGUGUGUGUGUGUGCAGGUGUGAGAGUGUGCGGUGUCCUCAGACACCAGAGGGAACCGUCUCUGAGAAAGGGCACUCUGAUACUUUGCUUUACACCAGGAGGGCGGAAAUGCCCACAGCACCCCCAUUCACACGCACAGGGGCGAGGCUGUGGUUGGGAUCUGCUCUUGUCUUUCCUGUGCCCUCCAGGGGACCAGGAUCUUCCUUCAGAAGGAAUGCCAAUGGCACAGGCCACUCUGAGGGCAAGAGACCUGUGUCCCUGCUGCAUUCAACUCGGAAACUUUAACCUGAUCUUGCUUCCCCCGCUUACUUUGCCCUCCCAUAGGUUCUCAGUGACCAUUUUGCCUCAUCCCAGUUCUGCCAGGGCUCCUAAAUUAAUUUGCUUGACAAUGGAUGUGAACAUUUGCCAUCUUGUGACAACCUUCUAGACUGGUGGAGGUGAGGCACUGCUGUGAUGAAGCACAAGCAAGACAGACAUGUGACCAAGGCAGAGUUGAGAGCGAGGACCAAUCAGGGUCAGCAAAAAUCAGCAGGGAGAUAUACAGAGACUUGGGAGGCCCACUGAAAAACCCAGUGGGACCUAGGCUUCAAUGAAAGCGUUUUCUUGAUAGUUAAGAGAACCCAAGUGAAUAGAUGAGAAAUAAAAUUGCCAAAAAUCAUUAACUUUGGCUGUCACUGAUCUCUUGAAACUAACUGUAACCCCACACUAGUCUUAAAACUUAAAUAUCAACCGCUCCUAUGUUUAGAACCAAGUAAUGAGUUAAACCAAAAGA